AUGCCUUCAAACUUCAGGUAUAGUGCUGCUAAGACGUCAAAUUUGAAUAAGAUCUUCAAAUCACCCACUAAGAAGAAGAACACUUUAAAGGGAAUACUACCUUCACAAGUGAAAUACAAGCAAAACUUGAAUAAAUCAGAUGAAGGGGAACAAUUACAAAUCAGUGAUUAUGAUGUAAAACUUGAUUACCAAUUAUCCCGAAAUAACGACAUAAUUACCGCUAUAGAUACCAUUGUAGAUAACCAAUGGACAGAAUCAUCGAGUUUGGAUAGAUUUAUAGACGAAACAGAGACGAUGGAACAACGAGUCUUCAAAUUAUCAGGUUUAUCUAUGGCUGUUAAAGCCGAGAUUAUGAAAUAUAGAUUACAGUUACCUCAAGGGUUGAUAACUACCAAUCAACUUUAUUCAAUAUUCGAGAAUGAAGGAAAUACCUUCGUAGAUAAGAGUGUUGAGCUUGCUAUACGACAAGGAAAAGUUCGGAAAUUUAUCAUUACUAAUGCAUCCCCUAUAAUAUCCAAUAUAAACAAGAAAACCACAGGUAAGAUGACUUAUGGAUACGAGAAUGUUGAGAUUUUGACUAAAUCUGAGACAUAUUUCCACUGCAUAGACAAAUUGUUACUGAAGUAUAAAGACAAACCUCAAGAAGAGAUUUUGCAAAAGUUUCUCCAAUUUGUCAAGACCAACCCUAAUGCAUUGUAUGUCUCUAUGAACAAUGGGUUUGCUCAUAAUGAAUUAUCAAUGUUGAUUGAUUUGGGGUUUCUUACUUUGACGUCAAAUCAUUUAAAUGAGAUUGAAUCUCAACAGUAUUCAAUUUCAUACCCUAAUUGUGGGAUUUACUUGAAAUUGAUCAAUACCGGAAGAUCUUGGAUUGUUAAAACCCUUAGUAAAUCCAAGUUCAAAGAGUACUUGGAAGAUCAACUCAUCUCUAAAUGGGAAGGAUCAGAUCUUAAUGGGAGUAAAAUGAACAAUUAUAGGAAACCUUUUUAUGGAUUUGAAUUGAAUUGGAUUUUAGCUGAUUGUUUGGGAUCAGGGAUAUUGGAAGUAUUCAACACUCCUGUAGGUAGAGGUUGGAAACUUACUGGUAAGAGAUAA
Molecule: messenger RNA, 1092 nt
Organism: Yamadazyma jaroonii
Lineage: Eukaryota; Fungi; Ascomycota; Pichiomycetes; Serinales; Debaryomycetaceae
Source: the annotation of a GenBank genome assembly